Messenger RNA from Pleuronectes platessa (European plaice), 1413 nucleotides. RefSeq names its product chondrolectin (gene chodl). Gene Ontology annotation, biological process: positive regulation of axonogenesis. The record is from RefSeq and is a predicted model, not a curated record. Gene Ontology annotation, cellular component: cytoplasm. NCBI's taxonomy places the organism in Eukaryota, Metazoa, Chordata, Actinopteri, Pleuronectiformes, Pleuronectidae.
AUGCUGCGGGUCUUCGCGGUUGUCAUGGCGAUAACGGUGGCCUGGGUGGAUGGAGCUCGGGUGCUGAGCGGUCAGACGGUGUGUCCAGGUGUCCCGGGGCGUCCCUGCUAUAAGAUCGCAUAUUUCCACGACGUGUCGAGUCGCGUUGCGUUCGGGGAGGCGUGUCGCGCCUGUGAGAUGGACGGGGGGGCGCUGCUCAGCAUCGAGAGUCCAGCUGAGCAGAGGGACAUGGAAGACCUGCUGCAGGAGCUUCGUUCAGGAGCAGGAGGAGGUGCAGGAGGAGGAGGUGUAGCCGACGGGGACUUCUGGAUCGGUCUCACUCGAGUGGACCGAGUGGAUCCGGCUCGUCCUGAACUCGGUCCCUUCACUUCCUGUCCACAGCUCUACCUGUGGACCGACGGUAGCUCCGCCUCUUUCAGGAACUGGUAUUUUGACGAGCCGUCCUGCGGGGGGGAGGCCUGCGUCGUCAUGUACCAUCAGCCAACUGCACUUCCUGGUCUGGGCGGGGCUUAUCUCUACCAAUGGAACGACGACCGCUGCAACAUGAAACACAACUUCAUCUGCAAAUACCGAGCAGAACGUGAGGACGCGAUUGGCCACACGCCUGGAGGCCGGAGCACAGAGGCGCCAGCAGCUGGAGGUGUGGCUAACCCGCCUGCGGGCAGCGAGGAGGUUCGGCCUCAGGUGACCACGGCCGCAGCUUCAGGAAUGUUACUGGUCUACGUCAUCAUUCCCACAAUCCCCCUGCUGCUGCUCAUCCUGGAGCUUCGUUCAGGAGCAGGAGGAGGAGCAGGAGGAGGUGCAGGAGGAGGAGGUAUAGCCGACGGGGACUUCUGGAUCGGUCUCACUCGAGUGGACCGAGUGGAUCCGGCUCGUCCUGACCUCGGUCCCUUCACUUCCUGUCCACAGCUCUACCUGUGGACCGACGGUAGCUCCGCCUCUUUCAGGAACUGGUAUUUUGACGAGCCGUCCUGUGGGGGGGAGGCCUGCGUCGUCAUGUACCAUCAGCCAACUGCACUUCCUGGUCUGGGCGGGGCUUAUCUCUACCAAUGGAACGACGACCGCUGCAACAUGAAACACAACUUCAUCUGCAAAUACCGAGCAGAACGUGAGGACGCGAUUGGCCACACGCCUGGAGGCCGGAGCACAGAGGCGCCAGCAGGUGGAGGUGUGGCUAACCCGCCUGCGGGCAGCGAGGAGGUUCGGCCUCAGGUGACCACGGCCGCAGCUUCAGGAAUGUUACUGGUCUACGUCAUCAUUCCCACAAUCCCCCUGCUGCUGCUCAUCCUGGUGGCUUCUGGGACAUGUUGUUUUCAGAUGUUGAGCAGAAGUGAGCCCCGCACAAAGAGCGCCACGGACCAAUCACACCUGUGGAUCUCCAGAGCGCCCAAGGCCGACAGCAUGGUGGUCUGA